CAGCACAGCAUGGUGCUGCCAUCCUCGUGGACGAUGUGGAUGUCCUGGGAAGAAGAGUGGAAAGACAUGAUGGAUGUGAUUUGGGUUGUAGGAUGACUGUCCAAAGCGAUGGAGGAAGACGGUGUGAAGAUGAAGGUGUGUUGGGGAAGAGAAAAAGGAGGAGGGGUGGGAUGUGGGGUUGUUGUUUAUAUACGUAGCUCCGUCGUUCCGUUGCUCUUCCCCUUCAUCACCGCCCGCAUUGCUGCCCUACCCACCAAGCCUCGGGAUAGACGUCGGCCAAGACGCGAAGUGGCAGACUUGCCUCAUAGUGGCUGUACGGAUACCAGUCAAGUGGGGCAGAGGGGUGUCUAUCGCUUCGCCUCGCCUCGCAAGCGCACGGCAGAUAGGCAGCUGUGGGGGAGAGAGAAGCUGCAGGCUUACGUUUGGAGCUUGGUGCAGAAAUCUGAGGGCUUAAUUGUGGUUACUACCGCCACUCACAUAGUUGCUGCGGGUUGGAAUGAAUCGAGUAGGAUCGUAUUCUAGAAGGUGUCUUGUUGAUCACCGCAAGGGUAGCAAAGGACGGCGGGGAGGAAGUGGGGUGUCGGGACUGUGAUUCACCCAUUAUUGGUGCCGCCGCCCAGACUAUCGAGUAGUGACUCUCUGGACAAUGA
Messenger RNA from Aspergillus uvarum CBS 121591, 650 nucleotides. RefSeq lists its product as uncharacterized. The record is from RefSeq and is a predicted model, not a curated record. Lineage: Eukaryota; Fungi; Ascomycota; Eurotiomycetes; Eurotiales; Aspergillaceae. The coding region runs from base 109 to 522 and encodes 137 amino acids. The transcript has a single exon.